Molecule: messenger RNA, 5137 nt
Organism: Biomphalaria glabrata
Lineage: Eukaryota; Metazoa; Mollusca; Gastropoda; Planorbidae
Product: nck-associated protein 1-like
Exons: 35
Coding region: 351-3824 (1157 amino acids)
Biological process (GO): neuron projection morphogenesis; cell projection assembly; cell morphogenesis
Cellular component (GO): SCAR complex
Source: RefSeq, a predicted model, not a curated record
AAAUCUAAUGUUUUCCCAACAAUAAUAUUUCCUGGUUUAGCGCUACUAGAUCUAAAUCUAGAUUCUACUUCUAGACGUAGGCCUAGUCUAGAUCUAGUCUAAAUCUAGAAUGAUUCUCUAUUAAAUCUAGUUCUAUGUCAAUCUAUGUCCUUAUAAUAUAGUCCUUAGUCUUAUUCCAUUCCAUUGAAUCGGAUGAUUGAUAUUUCUAGAUUUUGAUAUGUGAUAUGGUUACGGGGUGCAUCUGAAACAAUACAAGACUAUUUGAAACAUCUCACUUGGUGAAACAGAAGGAUGUAAAUCAGAAGUCUUAGAACAAAUAAAAGAUCUAUAGCUGAAACUUGUUUUCCAACAUGGCUCAGAACUUACAGAUGCAGCAACGUUUGGCAGAAAAACUUAUCAUUCUGAAUGAACAUGCAGUUGGAAUGUUGGUCAGGAUCUACAAUAUUAAAAGGGUCUUAGCAGAAUUCAGACCAGAAAUAUUGAAAGACAAAGCCAUUCAAGCUGCAAUAGAGAAAGUUUAUCUCAAAAAAUUCCCUCUCUAUGACAGUAAAGCAAGUCAGCUGACUGUUGUAAAUCAAAAGAAGGAAGACAUUUUACAAGCUCUUUCACUAUUUUAUUUGACAUUUGUGGAAAUUUUAACACUAAAGGACCAAAUAGUUGAACUGCUGACAACAAUAGAUGCUCUUCAAUUUCAUUUUGAUAUUGUUUUGAAUUUUGAUCUCACAAAAAACUAUCUUGAACUUGUGACAAGUUAUAUCACUCUGAUGAUCCUAAUUUCACAAGUUGAUGAUCGCAAGGCAGUUUUAUCCCUUUAUAAUAAUGCAUUUGAACUGAAAAAUAGCAAAAGUGAUCCUUCUUAUCAUCGUCUUGGUCAAAUGCUUAUUGAUUAUGAAGCACCUUUAAAAAAAUUGACUGAGGAAUUUGUUCCACAUUCAAGGCAUGUAAUACCAGCUCUGAAAUCAUUACAUAAAAUAUAUACCACAAGAAAUUUGUCUGCUGAAGAACUGAGGACAUACCAAGUGCUAGCUAUUUUUUAUGAUUCUUCCAAGAUGGCAAACAUACCUUCCACUGAAAUGAUUCAGUGUGAGUAUUUGUCUUUAGAGACGAUGGAAAGAUGGAUUGUAUUUGGUUUUCUUGUAUGUAAUCAAGGUCUGUCUGACCCCUCAGCAGUAGAACUAUGGAAACUUGCACUACAGUCCAACUUAUGCUUCACACUAUAUCGAACAGAUAUGCUGCUCUACAGUGAUAUUAUAAACUUCUUUGAGAAUAUGAAAGGACAAAACAAAAGAGCUUCAGAGGUAAAAGAGUUCCAGAUUUAUUCUUUACAAAAUUCAGCAAUUUUUCACAAAGAAAGACGCAAGUUUCUGAGAAAUUCUUUAAGAGAUUUGUCACUAGCCUUUGCAGAACACCCUGGAUUACUAGGGCCCAAGGCAUUAUAUGUUUUUCAAGGCCUUUCAUUGGCUAGAGAUGAGAUCCUAUGGCUGCUUAGGCAUAUUCACUUGUCAACGUUGAAAAAACAAAACAUGAAAAUAUCUCCAGAUGAUUUUACUGACAGACAACUGCCUGAGUUAAUAUUUUACAUGGAGGAUAUCAAAGUUCUGGUGAAGAAGUACAAGGAAGUGGUACAGUCCUAUUACAGCCAAUAUUUAUCUGGAUAUGAUUCUGUUCUGCUUCAACAGCUCAUGUCACUACUGACAGACAUGACCAUAAAGAAUGACACUGCUCAUUUCUUGUAUUAUUGUAUGAAACAGACAAUCUCACUUUGCCCACCAGAUGAGUUAGUCUUGUUGAAUUCAUUUGUUGAAAGUCUUUCUGGGCUUCAAGACAUAGCAGGAAAUGAUUACAACAAUGUUCAACUGAAAGGUUUCCGUUUGGACUGGUUUAGAUUUCAGGCAAUGACUAGUGGCAGCAAAGUAGACUUAGAGUUGAAGACUGUUGGAGAAUUAGCCAAGCACAUGAACACUGUUAUCUUUCAUACCAAGAUGGUGGACAGUCUAGAUGAAAUGUUGGAAGAAACUACUGAACUUUCUAUUUACUGUUUUCAUACACCAAUACUGGAGCAUCAUUUCAAUCAAUGUAUGGAGUUCUUACCUCAACAUCGCUACAGUCUGGUGUUUCCUUUGAUUUGUUCUCAUUUUAUGAUGGCUACACACAGUCAUUGUCCUGAAGAGCGAAUGUCCAUUGGCAAUACAAGUUUGAAAUACAUUAACUGGUUCCUUAAACACAUUUGUAAUGAGAUUGUUGGAGUUGUUACCAAAAUUUGUGCACAAAAUGUUGAAAUGGAUCAAAAGUUGUUACCAUCAGAAGCUGUGCCAGCACUACUCUACCAACAGCUGAAGACUAAAGAUAAGGAAAAGAAAGACAAAAAACUACAAGAGCCUUCAAAACCUGGCAUUGAAAGUAUCAGAAAAAACAGAGAACAGUUAUCAAAUCUUGAUAAAUACUACAUGGCCUUGACAGACCUAUGUUAUGCCAUCAACUACAGCCCAGUUAUCUCUGUCUGGGAUCAUUGUUUUAUCCCUCAGGAGUUUUUACUUCAGACUUUAGAAGCUAUGCUCACUAAGGUGAUAGCUGACUUGACUCAAAUAGUUACAGAUGGUAAGACAGUAGCGAAGCCAAAAGAUGUACUUUGUGCUAUACAGUCUCACCUGAAUAUCUUACAGAAUGUUGGAAACUUUGUUCACUUAGACAUCAGCAGACUCUUGAGGAAAGUGUUACUUGAGCAGUCUCAACCAGUUGAUUCAAAUGGAGAAAAGACAAUCACAUCAAAAUAUAAACAUUGGUAUGUCGAUGUUUUAAUGACUCAUGUCCUGUGCAACUUUGAACAAAUGACUUACUCACCAACCAGGAAGUCAAUCAUCUGUCUGGCACAGUCUCAUGUUGAUCCACUGACUACUGCUGCAGAAGAUUUUAUCAAUAUUCAAGAGUUUAGGGCCCUUGCAGAGCUUAUUGGACCUUAUGGAAUGAAAUAUGUAGAAGACCAAAUGAUUUAUGCUAUCACUGCUCAUUUUGAUGAGAUUAAGAAACUGGUCAAGGCUAGGAAGGAUAUUCUUAUUCAAGUUAGGACCAACUUUGAUAAGCCUGGAAUCUUGGAUCUGGUGAAUCAAAAGUUAAUGACUUCCCACAAAAACACACAGUCUGAUGGAGAUGUUCUACUUAGUAACCUGAUAAAAAUUGGUCUCAUUAUGGCUGUACAUUCUCUUCUUAAGGAGGCUUUAAAUGAUGUCUUAACUCAGAGAAUUCCUUAUCUGCUGGGAGCUAUUCAAGAAUUUCAGGAUUGGGAAUUUCAAAACAACAAAUCUCUGCUAGUGACUGACUUAUUAUCAUCGAUUGGAGUCAAAUGUCCAGUUGAUCCAUCUUUAUUACGAAGACUCCAGUCAGUAUAUGCCAGUACUGAGUCUAACAAAGAUGAUUAUGACACUGCUUGUUUACUUCUUGUAUUUUUGGCCAUAUCUUUACCUCGGCUUGUUUACUGGGACCAGACUAUAUUUAAAGCUUCAUUAGAUGCCCAUUUCAACAGCAGCCAUUGUAUAGCCUAUGGACUCAGUCAAGUUUCUGGUGCUCUGUUUUCACUGUAUGGACCUGAUGAUGCUGGGGUCAGGCUGAAAGAAUUUUUAAAUUUGGCAUCUUCCAGUCUUCUUCAACUAAGUCAACAAAAUGACAAGGACUCAGCUAGGAAUAGAGAAUCUGUUUACCUAAUACUUGAUCAGAUUGUGAAGGAGUCUACAUUUUUGACAAUGGACCAACUGGAGUCUUGUUUUCCUUAUGUGCUGCUGAGAAAUGCUUAUCAUGGCUUAUAUAAAGUAACUCCUUCAGAAUUGUAACCUGUACAAUCUGUGCAAACGCUUUUCAUUUCUAUUAAGUCUUUCAAACAUUUCUCCACUCAUUCUUACCAUUGGUUUCCCUUGGGGGAAAAAAAACAAGCUUGCAGUUGCUCUAAUAGCUUGAUCAAACCUGAAUUGCCAGUCAGCAUGCCUCUCUUGCUCCUGGCUUAUCUAGCUAAGUCCCAGCACUCAAACCUUUUCCGCCCACCUCCAAUACUGGCCCACAUUAUGUCAAGUUAUGAUGAUUUUGGGUGGUUAUGGUCCAAGCUUCUGAAUUUGACCCUUUAUAUGUUCCACUUGUUAUGGGAAUGUGUAUUGGCUAAAGCCAAUGGCGAUGCUCUUUUUUACUUGUUCGUCUUAUAUUUAACUGUUAUUAUAUAACUAUUACUUCCUUUUUUUUAAAAAUUACAUUUAAUAAGAAUAGUAUUAAUGAAACUUUAUUGUCUAUUUAAAACAAAACUUAUAUUUUAAUUUAUAUAUUGCUACUGUCAUUAUUUAAUAGUUCAUUUUUAUCUAUCUAGUAAUUCAGUACCCUAAUAUAACUCACUUCAAUUUACUGGAAACAUAAUUGUUUUUAACAUUUUUUGUUGGUCUUUAUAGUUAAAAUCAUUACAAUUGGUAAAACAAUCUAUCAAAGUCAUACACUGUAAUUCAAAGUUGUUUUUUUCUAUUUCUCAUAGUGCCUAGAUUUUAUCUGGUAACAUAAAUUAUAAUGUUGUGAUGCUUGGUUUGAUGGUGUAAAUUUGCUUAACUUAAAACUGGUGUUAAAUUGCUUGUCAUAAUGACAAAACUGUACUGUCCUAUUCUAUUUAUAGGAUGUUGACAUGUUUAUUCUCUUAACAGUACAUCAUAUAGUUAGCAUUUUAAUUUAUUUUACACUGAACAUUGCAUUAAAACAACAAGCUAUUUCAAUGUAAGGCCUCGAGCUAGAGCUACUUAGUGUAUGAACUUAUUAUAUUUACAGUCAAAGGAUAAACAAAAAUAAAGUAGACAAUUCAGGGACAAAUAAUCAUGUUUUAUUUCUGAUUGACUAACAAAGUUCUAGUGUAAUAAGAAAUCAAAUUGUUCAGUUUCUUAAUAAAAGAGUUUAAACUAAAUGAAACUAUUGUGCACAUAAAAACAAAAUUUGUUCAACUGAAAUCUUAAACUCAUGUAGUGUGAAUGAAAUCAGCUGGUUUCAAAUGUCAGAAUACUUGCAAAUGGCAGGACAAGUUCAUUUAAAUCCUGUGUCUACUUUAUAAAUCAGGCUGCUUAAUCCUGGAUUCUUUUGUGCUAUUUUUGGCAUGAUUUUUUAAUAAAUCCAUGACAUCAGA